Messenger RNA from Schistosoma rodhaini, 1178 nucleotides. The record is from the annotation of a GenBank genome assembly. Lineage: Eukaryota; Metazoa; Platyhelminthes; Trematoda; Strigeidida; Schistosomatidae.
AUGAUUAAUUUAGAAUCUUCAAUUAAGGAGAUGAUUCAAAAAGUCUUAAUCAGUUCUGGUGAACCAUUUCAUACAUCAGAUCUUAUUAUUAAUUUAUUAUAUGAUUAUCUUCGUAUCAAUGCUAAUCAAUUCCUUAUUCAUUUGCCCAAAUCAAAAUUACCAUCUUUAAAUGAUUUAUUAUUAUGUUGUCAAAAUCAACCAAUCCGAUUAUGUCGUAUUGUGAAAUAUUUUCAAACUAUUUAUAUUCAUUCAUUUAUUAAAACAAAUGAAUUAGAUCUAAUGAAUAAUAAACAAUUCACAUCCUUGAUUCAUGAAUAUACUACUAAUAAUACUACUACUAAUAAUAAUAGUAAUCAUGAUGAUGAUGGUGGUGGUGAUCCAUUGGACAAUAAAAGUUUGAAUGAUUUUUCACCUAGCAACAAUUCAAAUUGGUUACGUUUAAAUUAUUUAUUUAAUCAACUAUCAAUCCCUUUACCCUAUCAUGAUCAUCAUCAUCCUAAUCAUCAAAAAUUUUGGCAAUUAUAUAAACCAUAUUUGAAUCAAGUGUAUAAACAAUUAAAUAAAGGACGUUUAUUACGUUUAAAACGAAUUGAUCUGAAAUUAUGUCAUGAAUCUAUGGAACAGUUUCUAUCAUUUUAUCAAUUAAGACAAUCAGCUAGUUUAUUAAAUUUAACUAAAUCACAUCAUUUAAAAAAUUUUUUGUAUUGGUUCUUUUGUUGUACAUUCAAUACUACUAAUAAUAAUGUUAGUAGUAUGAAGAAUAAUAAAGAAAAUAUCAUUACAAUGGAAAUGAUGAAUGAAUAUUAUUUAAAAAUGUUAAAUAAUAGUAUGAAUCAUUCAACUUCCUCGUCUUCCUCCUUGUCUUCCUCAGCAUUAGGACCGUCGUCAUCUUCGACAAUCGAUUCAACACUUUCAACAUCAUCGUCAUCAUACCUUCAUGAAGGUUUACGUAUUCUUGCUUAUUUAUUAAAUGGUGAUCUAUUAGAUAUUAUUGAUAUGGUUUUAUAUAAUCGACAAAAAUUAAAUAUUAAUCUAUCAUCACCUAUUACAUUGAUUGAAAUUAAACAAGUUUUAAAUAUAUUUACAAGCAUAAUAUAUCCAAGACAAUCAACUAUAUCAUCUUGAUGAGUCUCUCUCUCUAUCUCUCCGUAUGUAGAUAUAUAUCCAUCGAAAUUGGC